GUGACAGGCUGGGCUGGUAGCCGGCAGUAGGAGUCACGCUCGAAUCCCAGGGAGGGAGCACAGUCUCCGGCAGUGAGCUCAGUGAUCAGCCGGUGCACCGUCACCGUGUGUCUCCGGGAGCGGAUCUGCAUUCUCCAGCCUUGGAUUGAUGCUCUUUUGUUGGAAUCUUCCUAUGCAGCAUCGCCGUGCGUCCUCCUGAUCCCCCGUGCAUCCUCCUGCGCUCCCGGCUCCACUGCUGCUCCCGCAUCCUGCUGCCUGCAAUGCACUGAGCACCGGAGCCGCAAUCAUGACCGUGGAUUUCGAAGAAUGUAUCAAGGAUUCUCCCCGGUUUCGGGCAGCGAUAGAUGAGGUGGAAACAGAUGUGGUAGAAAUUGAAGCAAAACUUGACAAGUUGGUGAAACUAUGCAGUGGGAUGCUAGAAGCUGGCAAAGUCUACCUUACAACCAAUAAGCACUUUGUAAGUGGCAUCCGAGACUUGUCCCAACAGUGCAAGAAAGAUGAGAUGAUCUCGGAGUGUUUGGACAAAUUUGGGGAUAGUCUACAGGAAAUGGUCAAUUACCAUAUGAUCCUUUUCGAUCAGGCACAGCGCUCUGUACGACAGCAGCUCCACACCUUUGUUAAAGAAGAUGUGAGAAAGUUCAAGGAAUCGAAGAAGCAUUUUGACAAAGUGAGAGAAGACUUGGAUAUUGCACUAGUGAAAAAUGCUCAGGCCCCCCGCCAUAAACCACAUGAGGUAGAAGAAGCUACGGGUACCCUGACAAUUACAAGGAAAUGCUUCCGGCACCUGGCCCUGGACUAUGUACUACAAAUAAAUGUCUUACAAGCCAAAAAGAAGUUUGAAGUUCUGGAUGCUAUGUUGUCAUUCAUGCAUGCCCAAUACACUUUCUUCCAGCAAGGAUAUAGUUUACUAAAUGAGCUGAAUCCAUACAUGAAGAAGCUGGCUUCAGAGUUGGACCAAUUAGUCAUUGACUCGGCUGUAGAGAAAAGAGAGAUGGAACACAAGCAUGCCACGAUACAGCAAAGGACCCUACUCCAGGAUUUCUCUUAUGAUGACUCCAAAGCAGAGUUUAAUGUGGAUGCCCCCAAUGGGGUUGUAAUGGAAGGCUACCUCUUCAAAAGGGCGAGCAAUGCUUUCAAGACUUGGAAUCGUCGGUGGUUUUCCAUACAAAACAGUCAACUCGUUUACCAGAAGAAGCUGAAGGAUGGUCUGACUGUGGUGGUGGAGGACCUUAGACUGUGCUCGGUGAAGCCCUGCGAAGACAUAGAAAGAAGGUUUUGUUUUGAAGUUGUUUCACCCUCCAAGAGCUGCAUGCUACAAGCGGAUUCUGAGAAGCUACGACAAGCCUGGAUCCAAGCCGUGCAGGCCAGCAUUGCCUCUGCCUACAGGGAAAUCCCAGAUAACUACUAUAUAGAGAGACUUGACAGGACAGCAUCCCCGUCCACGAGUAGCAUUGAUUCUGCCAGUGACUCGAAGGAACGUAGCAUCAAGGGAGAAAGCAUCUUGCAGAGGGUGCAGAGCAUUGCUGGUAAUUACCAGUGCUGUGAUUGUGGACAGACGGACCCCCGGUGGGCCAGCAUCAAUUUAGGAAUCACACUCUGCAUUGAAUGCUCAGGAAUUCACAGGAGUCUUGGAGUGCAUUGUUCUAAAGUCCGCUCCCUUACAUUGGAUUCCUGGGAGCCAGAGCUGCUUAAGUUGAUGUGUGAGCUGGGAAAUAGCACAAUAAACCAGAUCUACGAGGCAAAGUGUGAACAGCUAGGUUUGAAAAAGCCAACACCAGGAAGUUCUCGACAGGACAAAGAGGCCUGGAUAAAAGCAAAGUAUGUGGAGAAGAAGUUCUUGAAGAGGUUGGGAAGCGUAGAUGUAGAAAACGAGCGAAAGUCACAGAGGUGGAGCGUGAAAAAAUGUCAGCGAAGUAACAGCUCCAUAAAAGCUCCAUCUGCACGGAGGAGGUACAGGCAUGAAGGUGGAAACACAUCUCCAGCCAUGCUCUCCUCAGCUGCAAAAUUGGAGCGUAAAUUCCGUCGAGACUCCUUGUUUUGCCCAGAUGAAUUGGAUUCGCUCUUCUCUUACUUUGACACCGGCUCUGGUCCACGUAGUCUGAGCAGCGACAGCGGUCUGGGGGGCAGCACAGAUGGAAGCAAUGAUGUCCUAGUGUUUGGCUCAGUGGUUGACAGUGUCACAGAAGAAGGGUGUGAAGUGUCAGAAGAGUCUAGUGGAGAAGCAGAGACAGAACAGGAGCCUUCCGACCCAGAGGACCUGCGAGAGCUUCACCCUGGACUGCUGAUGUACAAAGCAUCCCGGGCAAGAAACCUGCCGAUCAUGGCUGAAGCACUUGCCAAUGGGGCUAAUGUCAACUGGGUGAACGAUGAGGAUGAGAGCAAGACGCCUCUAAUUCAGGCUGUAAUCGGGGGCUCACUGAUAGCUUGUGAGUUCCUGCUGCAGAAUGGGGCAGAUGUAAACCAGACUGAUAUGAGAGGACGAGCACCUAUACAUCACGCAACGUAUCUGGGGCACACUGGUCAGGUUUGUUUGUUCUUGAAACGAGGGGCCAAUCAACACGCCGUGGAUGACGAUGGUCAGGAUCCUCUGAGUAUAUCCGUGCAGGCCGCUAAUGCAGAUAUCGUCACUUUGCUACGACUUGCCCGGAUGAACGAAGAGAUGAGAGAAGCAGAGGGGCCGUUCGGACAACCAGGUCAAUAUCCCAGCAACAGUCCAACAGAACAGCAGUACAGGAAAUGCAUCCAGGAGUUCAUCUGCCUUAAUAUAGAUGAGUGUUAGUCAGACAAAGUCCCUCAAGGGGGCACAGCUGAUCCCUACUUUUUUUUUAUUUCGAACUUUUUCCACUAGCUGCUCUCGGCAACCUUUUUUUGGAAACCUGCAUGGGGAUUGUCUUCUGGCAUCAGGGGAGGGAAGGAUCACUUGUGGAUCAGGGGCACAACUAAACCAAAAUAUUUUUUGUUGUUGAAAGGGUUAUUACUAUUUUUGUCCCUAUCACUGCCAGGAGCAAAAGGCAAGAUGAUGUAUUCAUGUUUUAUGUACUGUUUAGCACUUUUACAAACUGUGAUUCUUUUAGAUUUUUAAGUUAUAAAGAUCAGAACAGACACUGAGACGACUGAGUCAGUGGGAGAACCUGCGGCUCUUCUGCCUCUUUAGUGCCUGUCUAUUUAUUUAUUUAGGGGUACAGUUAAAGGGACCCAGCUGAGUCAGUGAAAGGUACUUCUACAUUCAGGGACCUUGCUUGCACCAGCUGCCCAGCUUAAGGGGUUUUGUCCUGAUGCAUUUUAAAGGGGGUCCGCUCUGUCAUAACAUCUUCCGCUUUAGUGACUGAACGGUGGGGUGUGGAUGUCAAUCUUGGCGAGUGGUGGGGUUCGGGGCAAUUUGCUAUAAUGCUGCGUGGGUUAUCCUUAGCGACCCGCCUUAAAAAGCACUUUUCCUACUCUAAGGUUGUCUAUUUCUCGGUGCUUAUAUUUUACUGUGCUAAUUACACAUGAAUUACGGCUUUCCCGAUCCUUGCCUAGAUGUGCUGUGCUUUGUCUUAACUUCUUCACUGCCAGAGAGUACAUAAGAAGGAGAGAAAUACAGGUGACAUUUGUGAAGCAUUGCUGUGAGCUUGGACAUUUAUGCUCUGGAUAGACUUAAAAAAAAAAAAUAUCCCAAAUAUUUAUUUUUUUUUAGAGCACAAAAUAUGAAUGGAUGCUUGUCUGGGCAUCUCUUAAGCCUCUAAAAUCCCAUUUUUAUGGAAUUAGCUUUUUCUCUGCAUGUUGGCAUUGCAUUUUCCUCUUGGGUUACUGAUGCUCUAUUGAUUUUUCGCUUUGUACGUGUCUCUCUUACCAUGCACAAUUUCUCCUUCAGCACUUCCAAUGUGUUUCUUUGUCUUUCCCCUACUUCUUGUGUGCCUCUCUCUCUUAUCAUAUCUGGUUCUCGUGGAAAGUAACAGGUUGUCCUGCACCAGCAGUGAAAAGGUUAAAUGUAGUGCCUCCUUAAAGGGAACCUGACAUCCCGCUGUUCCUUUUUUUUUUUUUUUUUUACUAUGCCCAUAACCAUAUUCUGUCAUGUGUUUCCCGAGGUGGCCCUUCUUCUGCAUUUAUGUAGCAUGGUUGUUGUGAAAAGCCACUUUAUUCCAUGGUAAAUUCCGUCUCUUUGAAGUCAAGGAGGAAGGAUCUUCCCUGCAGCAAGUCAUGCUCGCCAUGCCCUUUUACCCUUGAUGGACAUUUUGGACCUGUGUCCACGUCAUUUUCCCGUGUCUCCUAUUGUUGCGCAUGUGCACACUGUCUGAGCCAUGGCGCAUACGAGGUGAAGCUUGGCUGUAUAUCGUCUGAAUUCACGGUUUCCAUAGAAGGAGACACGGUAGGUUGACGUGGACACAGGUCUGAAAUGUCCAUCAAUAGGAAGAGGGCAGGAAAAGGGAGCGACGAUCAUGACUGCCUUCUUGACUUCACAGAAGGAAUUUACAUACACGGGGACCAUGGAAGAAAGUGGCUUUUCACGACAACCAUGCUACACAAAAGCAGAAGGGCCACCUUGGGAAACACGUUAUAGGAGUAAUAAGAUAAUGGGCAUAGUAAAAAAUGGAAAAGUGGAAUGUCAGGUCCUCCAUGUAGGAUACAGUGCACUAAAUGAAUUUAUAAAGGCUUAUAUCUCUAUUUAUGCCCUACCUUGCAACUUACCGCGGCACUACCCUCAUACUGGACUGGUACAUUUGGUGAGUUCUGAGAAGGCUCCGUGGAUUCCAGUUGAGGAUUAGGCUACUUUCACACCAGUGUUUUUGCUGGAUCCGUCAUUGAUCAGCAAAAAACGCUUCCGUUCUGAUAAUACAACGAUCUGCAUCCGUUUAUGAACGG
Molecule: messenger RNA, 4842 nt
Organism: Bufo bufo (common toad)
Lineage: Eukaryota; Metazoa; Chordata; Amphibia; Anura; Bufonidae
Gene: ACAP3
Product: ArfGAP with coiled-coil, ankyrin repeat and PH domains 3
Exons: 24
Coding region: 287-2779 (830 amino acids)
Cellular component (GO): cytoplasm
Molecular function (GO): protein binding; GTPase activator activity
Source: RefSeq, a predicted model, not a curated record